UGCCACUUCGUGGGAAUUGAUAUUUUCAAUGGGAAGAAGCUCGAAGAUAUUGUUCCUUCAUCUCACAAUUGUGACGUUCCACAUGUUGAUCAUGUUGACUAUCAGCUUAUUGACAUCUCUGAAGAUGGUUUUGUCUCUCUUCUAACAGAAAGUGGAAGUACCAAAGAUGACCUGAAGCUUCCCACAGAUGAGGUUAUGUUAAAGCAUAUCAAAGAUGGAUUUGGGGAAGGGAAGGAUCUUAUAGUGUCAGUCAUGGCUGCAAUGGGAGAAGAGCAGAUUAACGCAGUGAAGGAUAUCAGUGGUGAUGGUCCUAAAUAGUGAAAAGCCAGACAGCCUUUUAUACAUUUAAUAUAUCUAUAAUUAAGGGAACCAGGCAGCUCACUUGAAUUGUUUGUUAUUUCCAAGUUUAGUGAUGAGUCAAGACAGCUCAGUUGAACCAUGCUUUUGUGUAUUGAAACCCUUGUAAAAGGUCCCUUCUGGUGACCCUUGUG
This is a messenger RNA of Cuscuta epithymum, 491 nucleotides long. Lineage: Eukaryota; Viridiplantae; Streptophyta; Magnoliopsida; Solanales; Convolvulaceae. The record is from the annotation of a GenBank genome assembly.